AUGCCAAGAAGAAAGCUGAAGCUGACAAGAAGGCUGAAGCUGACAAGAAGAAGGCUGACGAAGCUGACAAGAAGAAGGCUGACGAAGAUGCCAAGAAGAAGGCUGAAGCUGACAAGAAGGCUGAAGCUGACAAGAAGAAGGCUGACGAAGCUGACAAGAAGAAGGCUGACGAAGAUGCCAAGAAGGCUGAAGCUGACAAGAAGAAGGCUGAAGCUGACAAGAAGAAGGCUGACGAAGAUGCCAAGAAGAAGGCCGAGGCUGACAAGAAGGCUGAAGCUGACAAGAAGAAGGCUGACGAAGAUGCCAAGAAGAAGGCUGACGAAGAUGCCAAGAAGAAGGCCGAGGCUGACAAGAAGGCUGAAGCUGACAAGAAGAAGGCUGACGAAGAUGGCAAGAUGA
Molecule: messenger RNA, 399 nt
Organism: Bursaphelenchus okinawaensis
Lineage: Eukaryota; Metazoa; Nematoda; Chromadorea; Rhabditida; Aphelenchoididae
Source: the annotation of a GenBank genome assembly